UUACGCUCUCCAACAAUAUAUAUAACCACUUCGUGUACCUAUAGUUCUUCACCAUACACACAUUUGCAUAAUUGCUUUCUUCUCUCUCUUUCUACAUGCUACAAGCUUUCUCUUCUAAUAUGGCUCCUAGUUGUAGCAAAACCUUUUGUGAUCAUUCUUCACUUGUAAAAAUCACCAAACGUCCUUCUCCACUUUUGCUGAAGGACUAUCUGAGGGACGAUCUGAGCUCGUGUUCAUCUAGCGGUUUCAAAUCGUUGCCGCGCCGACAAUGCUGCACCACCGUUGGAUUCUCUAGAGAUCCGAAGCUCCAACGCAAGAAGAGGAACACGCUUCCUCGACAACAAUCCAAUUCUUCUUCUUCUUCAACCAUGUCGUUAGCUCUUCAGAGAGCUUCUGAAGUUGUGAUAAACGCAAUAAAGUCACUGCCAAUGAAGCAAAAGAGUGAGAACAAAGUGAAGAAAGGUGGUGUUGCUCUUUCUAGAAGCUUCUCGAGGAGGCUGUUGAGCAGAAGCUUCUGGAGAAAAGCGGCGGCGAAGGAAGACGGAAGCGGAGGUGUCUCAAAGAGAUGUUCAUUUCGCGAGCUACUACUGAAGGAACGGGAUUAUCACAAAACGACGUCGUUGGAUGAGGAGACCACGACGACAACGCUCACUGCCACCACGAGUUCAGGUAGUGGUAGUAAUAAUGAUAGCUGGGGGGAGAGCGAUUUCACUUUUUGUGAUAGCUCCACGGAAAAUGACGCCAAAGAGGAAGAGGAUGCGCCACGCCAUAAGAUAGAAGGAAUCAAAACCAUGGAUUGGCCAUGUGAGAAGGAACAAUUCAGUCCAGUAUCUGUGCUAGAUUUCCCAUUUGAAGAUGAACAAGUGAUGAAGCCCCAUUUAAAUUCCACAGGAGCCAAACACAAGCAUAUGCAAAAGAGACGACAUUUUAGAAGUGUAUCUUCACUGAAGCCUGUGGCUUUAGAGAAAAGGAUCGCACGUUCAGAACUAGAUGAUAUUGCACUACAUAAUAAUAACCAUUCUGCAAACAAAUGUUCAAACAACGUUAAUGACAAUGCCCGGGACCUUGUUAGCUUCAUGAAAACCUCAAUUCCUUACAAUUGUUUGAUUUUUGAGGCAGAGAACCUGCUAUUUGACUACUUCAAGCAGAGCAUAGGGGAGAAUGAUAAUAAUAACAACGACAUUGAUCAUUCGAAGAAGCUUCAACUUUGCGAGGUAGCUGAGGAUUGGAUAAGAGGGCAGCCCAAAGAAGUGUAUUUGGGUUGGGAAGUGAAAGAAAGAAGAGGGGUUUACAUUAGGGAGAUGGACAAGUGCGAGGAAUGGAAAAAUUACUCUGAUGGAGAAACACAACAAUUGGUUCUGGAGCUGGAAAACGAGGUGUUUGCUAGUUUGAUUAACGAGGUUGUGCUUGACCUCGCUACAUGAUAUGACAGAUUUGAUAUAUGUAUGCUUCUAUUGUUCUAUUUUCGUUUCUUUUUUUGUUUUCGACCCUUUAUCCCUGUCUUGGGGAUGCGGGCGGCUAAAUUUUGGAAUAGAGAUAAAUUUGGUUUUA
Lotus japonicus is the source of this 1551-nucleotide messenger RNA. RefSeq lists its product as uncharacterized. The record is from RefSeq and is a predicted model, not a curated record. The coding region runs from base 96 to 1424 and encodes 442 amino acids. The transcript is spliced from 2 exons. NCBI's taxonomy places the organism in Eukaryota, Viridiplantae, Streptophyta, Magnoliopsida, Fabales, Fabaceae.